UUUUUGACCUAUAGUUACUUUUUCCAAGGUACUUUUUAAAAGCGUUUCCACAGAUAUCUUUGCACGAUCACAUUCAAACAGUAUAACUCGCAAAAACCCCCCAUUUCCUUCUCAUCACAUUCUGCGAUAUAUUACAUUUGACAAGAACACGAAAUACGGACCCCCUCCCCACUGGGGUAAGGCAAUAAUCAAAUUUAAAUGCGCAAAUUUGCGUGCAUGUUGCCAUGCGUCUUAUCAAAGCAAUCUUCUUGAAAAAGGCUUCUGCCAACAACACAAGUUCAAUUAUACAUCUGGUUUGUAUCUUGUUUAUGAUUCUUCGAGAUUAUCAUCGACUAUCUUUUACAAAAUCAAACGUUUCAAUUUACUUUUCCUGUUUACAUUGAUUGAAGCGUAAGAAAAUCACCCCGAAUUGCGAAAAAACUGAAGAAUUCAACUCCUUUUUCCAGUUGAAUUCGUUCACAGAUAUCGACGUCGACGAACAUUUCGUUGUCAUCAAUAGAGACGUUUCCAUUAAGGCUACAGUAUUGUUAAUCGAAGUGGAAAUUCAUUUUUUUCUUAUCUAUGGUUAUGCACGUCAAUCUAAUUAGGAAAUAUCUGGCCAUCUUCGACAUUUCUCGUCUCAGUAUAAAGCCUUUGGUAUCAUAUAAAAAUUCACUUGACAGUUAAUUUCACAGCUUAUUCGGUGUUGUGGGGCUUAUUGGACAAUUACGUUUGUUGGAGGACACACCGGUCGUACGUCGACGUCAGAAUAAACUACAUUUCUUCCCCUUACUUAUUUCUUCGUUUCUUGAUAUCGCGGAAUGUUAACCAGCUGUGAGUGAAGUAUGGAAAGGAAGGUUUUUCUUUAAUUUAAUCAAGAAAAGACGACGCGGAGUUUUACUGGUGCAAACGUCAUCGCAUUUGAAAACAAACUUUGGAAAAGAGGACUUUUCUUGUCGGAGUCUACUGGCAUUCACGAAAUGAUCGCGUAAGAAGUUUGUCUUCUCUGAAGUGAAAAACGUUGUCAAAUCCUUGGAUUCUUCAAAAUUUCAAUUUAAAAAGAAAAUUCAACUGAGCUGCGAAAAAAUGACACUUUCCAAUGAAACCAAUGUCAACCUUCCUGAAGUAAUCUUAAAGUCGGUGUUCAUCUCAAUAGUCAUGGGAAUGACGAUUCUAGGCAACACGCUUGUCAUCGCUUGCGUAUGCUACUUUCCACGUUUGCAUGGCCGCACUAACUACUUAAUUGUCUCCUUGGCUGUUGCUGAUUGGCUGGUUGGUACCACCUCCCUGCCAAUGAGGUUAGCGCAGACGGCCAACAAUGACACGUGGCCCUUUGCUCACGGCGUUUGUCGGUUUUGGAUCUGGAUGGAUAUGCUUUGCUCGGCUGCUUCUAUCUUUAAUUUAACAGCGAUCUCUGUUGACCGACUUGUUGCGGUUGUUGACCCCUUGAAGUAUGAAGAGCGCAUGCGUCAACGUCAUGUCAAGGUCAUGAUUGCAGGCACAUGGCUGUUCGCCCUAAUAUGCGCCAGCUUGAGUCUUGCGGACUGGUCCGUUAUAGACUCCAAACGAAGAGUGCGCAAUUUUCGCAAAGGAGUAUAUAACAUUUGUGAGUGUUGUGUGUUUUUCCUUCCUCUGUUGAUCGUCCUUGUAAACUAUGGUGUUAUAUUCCGAAUCGCCAUGAAACAUGCUCAUAAGCUGGACUUAGAAAUCCGUUCGUUGGCCACCAACUACAACGCUGAGUCGCGAUUGGAUGGCAAUCACAACGCAGAUGAUCUUGCAUCGAAGCCUCCAAAAAGCAUAUUACAUCGAUGUGCGAUCCUUCUGCGCAAAUCGCCUCGAAAACAUCGUCAACGAACAGCGCGGUUCUCGCUUGUAAAGCAAUUGAAGGCAACAAAAACGCUGGCCGUCGUUAUUGGAGUCUUUUGUGUUUGCUGGUUACCUUUUUUUGUUAUUUUUUUGACUUUUCAACAUUGUGGCGAUGAAUGCUUCAAGCCUCCCCGUCUUAGUCAUUCUGCUAGAACUGUUCUCCUUGCCAUUUUUCUGUAUAUUUUACCGGUUGUCAAUAGCGCCGCGAACCCUGUCAUCUACACUUGCUUUAACACGGAAUUUCGCAGAGCUUUCAAGCGUGUGUUGUACACUUUCUUAAGAAAAAAAGGCAAAGAUGAUAUUGACCAAUCAUCAUCGUUUACUGCCGUACCAACCUCCCCUCAAACAGGCCACGAAUGAAGAUAGUGCAACUAUGUGGAAUUUGAGGGACACAUUUGGAAUUAAGAGGUUGGUGGUGAUGAUGAUGGUACUUUGAUCAUUGAUGUGUGAUAAUGGUGGAUUGAGGUUAGGUCAGAAUAAGUUAAAAUAAUUAUUUUAAAUUCAUAAUACUCCAACAACUAAGCGGUUUCUUAGAAUUUUUAAUGAACCUUUUAGGGCGAAAUACGAACAUCAAGAUUGUUCGUAAAGUAUUUUGAAUUUGAAAAUUAUUUAUUGUAGAUAGAAUUGUGUAGAAUAGUACAUAAAAUUUUGUGAUUUACUCCUCGUCCAUUGAUUAUAAACCUGACUCUCAAAAAGUAGCAAGUGAACGAAGAUUUCAUUUUACCAUAUGGACAAAGUUCUGCAUUAUUCUAUGUAAAUACGUUAAUUUAUGAGUGAAGAUGUUUCUGCCUGUUGUUAGUGUGUACUUGAUGUUCCCUGUAUUAAUCAACAAAUAUUCCGCCUCUUGAA
Molecule: messenger RNA, 2694 nt
Organism: Xenia sp. Carnegie-2017
Lineage: Eukaryota; Metazoa; Cnidaria; Anthozoa; Malacalcyonacea; Xeniidae
Product: tyramine receptor 1-like
Exons: 4
Coding region: 1066-2205 (379 amino acids)
Biological process (GO): adenylate cyclase-activating adrenergic receptor signaling pathway
Cellular component (GO): membrane
Molecular function (GO): G protein-coupled receptor activity
Source: RefSeq, a predicted model, not a curated record